AUGUCCAAUGGGAGUUUGGACAUGUGGUUGCAUCCAACAGUUGAAGAACAGCUUCUUGGAGCCAAGAAUUUGACCUUUAUGCAGAGACUAAAUAUAGCAAUUGAUAUUGCUUCUGCGUUUGAUUAUCUUCAUCACCAUUGUGAGACACCAACUGUUCAUUGUGAUUUAAAGCCAAGCAAUGUACUACUUGAUGAAGACAUGACAACCCAUGUUGGUGAUUUUGGAUUGGCCAGGUUCCUCUUUGAAGCAUCAGAUAAUGCCUUACAAAAUCAAACAACUUCCGCUGCCCUAAGAGAGUACAGGGAUGGGCAUGUUUCCAGGCUCAGAGACAUAUAUAGUUAUGGUAUAUUGUUGUUAGAGAUAUUUACAGGUAAAAGACCAACAGAUGGCAUGUUGAAAGAUGACAUGAACAUUAACCAGUUUAUUUCAAUUGCUUUGCCAAACCAUGUCAUGGAUAUUGUUGACCCAGCACUACUCUUUGAAGAAGAAAAUGAAGAUGUUGGAAAAGAAGAAGCCACGCUCAGAAACUUUGAAUCUCCAAACGAAUAA
Mangifera indica (mango) is the source of this 549-nucleotide messenger RNA. Its product is annotated as probable LRR receptor-like serine/threonine-protein kinase At3g47570. The transcript has 2 exons. The record is from RefSeq and is a predicted model, not a curated record. The coding region runs from base 1 to 549 and encodes 182 amino acids. Gene Ontology annotation, molecular function: ATP binding; protein kinase activity. Lineage: Eukaryota; Viridiplantae; Streptophyta; Magnoliopsida; Sapindales; Anacardiaceae. Gene Ontology annotation, biological process: protein phosphorylation.